This is a messenger RNA of Gastrolobium bilobum, 1397 nucleotides long. RefSeq names its product probable E3 ubiquitin-protein ligase RHC1A. NCBI's taxonomy places the organism in Eukaryota, Viridiplantae, Streptophyta, Magnoliopsida, Fabales, Fabaceae. Gene Ontology annotation, cellular component: cytoplasm. The transcript has 2 exons. The coding region runs from base 249 to 1172 and encodes 307 amino acids. Gene Ontology annotation, molecular function: ubiquitin protein ligase activity. The record is from RefSeq and is a predicted model, not a curated record. Gene Ontology annotation, biological process: protein ubiquitination.
UACAACCUAAGGAGUGCUCUAGAAAUAGGAACUGUAGAAGAAUGGGAGGAUGCGAAUGCCAGCUCAGCUUGAUGUCGGUUCAGCAAUAAUCUGCUUUCUCUGCUCCCAUCAACGUGUGAGUUGGUUAGGGCUCGUGAAAGUUGCUGGUAUAUCAGUGAUAAUGCUGUUGUAACAGUCAAAGAUAACACGGUGUCGGGAAGGAGCCUUGAAAUUACUUGUUUGAGACUAUUAAGGAAGUAAACAAGAGGAUGUCAAAUAGCAGGAACACUCAUUGGUGUUAUACUUGCAGGAGGCCCGUUCGACUGGGAAGGCGAGGUAUGGUUUGUCCUAGCUGUAAUGAGGGAUUUGUUCAAGAACUUGAUGAUAUGGUGAACGUUAACCCUCAAGACAUCUUUGGACUGGACCACAACAACGAACGUGACCAAAGGUUUGGACUCAUGGAAACUUUCUCACCCUUUAUGAGGCAUCGAAUGGCAGAUAGAAACCAUAGCCAUGGUAUCAGAGCACGGCCAGAUUCAAUUCCUGAACACAGUCCAGGUUUUGCUCCAUUGUUGAUCUUUGGUGGCCAAAUUCCUUUCAGAUUGUCAGGACAUGGUGGCUUUGAAGCUCUCUUUAAUGGAACUCCAGGAAUCGGGAUGACACGAGGUAACACAGGCGAUUAUUUUAUCGGUCCUGGACUUGAAGAACUGUUUGAACAGCUUUCAGCUAAUAACAGGCAAGGACCCCCACCAGCAUCAAGGUCCUCUAUAGAUGCAAUGCCUACUGUCAAGAUCACACAUAGGCAUCUUCGUUCAGAUUCACAUUGUCCAAUUUGCAAAGAUAAAUUCGAACUUGGGUCUGAAGCAAGACAAAUGCCAUGUAACCAUGUGUAUCACUCGGAUUGUAUUGUUCCUUGGUUGGUUCAGCAUAACUCUUGCCCGGUUUGUCGUCAAGAAUUGCCACCUCAAGGAUUGAGUGGUGGUAACCAUGGCUCAAAUGGUAGAAGUAGCAGUGGCAAUGGAAGGGCUAGUGGUAGAGAGAACCAGGGAAGGCGAAAUCCGUUCUCAUUUUUGUGGCCUUUCCGUUCUUCUAAUUCUAGCAGUAGUGAUGGAGCAACCGGAAGUAGCUCACCAACACCAACUAUCCAUGAGAAUAGCCAUCAUACUGGGUAUUCUGGGUGGCCAUUUGAAUGAAUAUGUGAGUAGAACAAUGUUUUCUUUUCUUUUUUCUUUGAAAUUAAUCUCCUUGUGAUUGAGAAAUGCUAUGCACUGAUGCUGGUUGCUUGGAGUGAAACGGUAUGAGACCUGAGUCUACCAGUCUGGAUCUGUUUUAUGAAGGUGUGAACUAUUUUGUAUAAAUAUUUAGUGUUUGGUAUAUUGUUUAAAUUUAAUAUUCAUGACUAUCAGUUUUUUUAUUUA